Esox lucius (northern pike) is the source of this 2672-nucleotide messenger RNA. RefSeq names its product protein FAM111A. The transcript has 5 exons. The record is from RefSeq and is a predicted model, not a curated record. NCBI's taxonomy places the organism in Eukaryota, Metazoa, Chordata, Actinopteri, Esociformes, Esocidae. Bases 163 to 2295 code for a protein of 710 amino acids.
UAUUUGAAUAACUGCGCGCACAAUCCGCGAAAAUAAAUUAUUUAGCUUUCUGCCUGAGAAGUUUGGGUCUUCCCCAGUGUGGUUGCAAAUAUUUCACUUGGAAAUAGUUUAUUCUUCAGGUUUAACGUCGAUUGUCGUGUUGUAAGAACCAACUUGAGGACAAUGGCGUGUCCUGCUGAGACAAGAAAAAGGCACAUUAGCGAUUUCUUUUCUCCAGCCAAGAGGAGUUCAGCUAACCUUUCAGACAACCUGCCAGAAACUCCUAGCACUUCUCCAGAACCUGAUACCAAGACUUUGCCUGAGAAUAUAUCUUCAGGCAUUAAACCAGGAACGUCCAAGCAUUCCCAGGAUCCAGAUGUCAAGAGAGAAUCACAUGAUGAAAGCCACACCUUUCAGUACAAUUAUGGAGGCAAGAAAUACACAGUUUUAUGCCAUUCUCACGGAACCGUACUGGAUGCACUGAGAACCAGUGAUGAGUUUAAGAACCUGGUUAAGAAGAAUUUGCACAAGGAAGUUGUCAUCCAAAGAGGAACACCCCCGAAGGCAGCUGUCUGCACUCAUUUCCCAUGUCAUUUAAUUGAUAACAAAGAAGAGUUGAAAAUCCACUUCAUCCAGGGUCUGCAACAGGGUAAUUCUUCAAAGGCCAAAUGCCGCUCCAAACAGAGAAACCAGAAUCAAAUGCCAGCUACAGAGUUGAUCACAUUCUGUGUCGCAAAAACAGGUGGAGAAAAUAUAGAAGCAAAAGUAAUAAAAAACCCAAAGCUAAGAAAGAAGGUUGACUUUGUUUGUGUGUACGCAUACAGAAACGAAACAGUGAAGGAAGCCCUGAGGAGAGAUGGCAGAUUUCAUAGCUACAUCUUCAGAACAUGCUGCGCUCUUUCUGAGACAAUAAAUGGAGACUCCAAUACAGAGUUCUCCCAGCUGGUUGAUGGUUGCGAUGGGAAAAUAUAUAAUGUGAAGCGCAUCAGUAAUGUUUCUGUACCAGAUAGUCAGGAGGACUGUGACAACACACCAACUGAAGAGCAGCGUGACCCCCCUGGUGAACAACCAGAAGCAGGGCCGUCUGCCCAGAGCUCUACCCCACCAGAAACGGGAAACGCACGUUCACAGAGAAAGGAGGUGGAAAAAGAUGGCGGAGGUUUACUGGUGAAGCAAACAAGGCAUGAGAUUUCGAACUCUAAAGAGAUCCUAGCAAUCCUGCGUUCCCAGUUUGCUGUCCUGGUAAAGAAGCUGAAAGAGAGAGAGAAGCUGAAAAAUAAGUCAGAUGUGCAGCAAUUCUUUAGAAAAGAGUUUGGAAAGAAAACUGAAUGCUUCCAAAAGAUGAAAACUCUAAAGUGUCUGAUUAAGCUAAGUGAUUCUGUUUGUCAGGUGAGAAUUGAAGGGGAAGCUGUAGGAACAGGAUUCCUUCUGUUUGAUAAGUUCGUGCUUACAAACGGCCAUGUUGUUGAGCCCAUCUAUGACCCAAUCACAAACAAGUUGGUACAAUCAGUAGUCGUAACAUUUGACUUUAACGACCUGACUCGUUGUCAUGAAAGGCGUGUGGAAGCGGGGGUUGUUGUCUAUGAGAAACACAUGGAUGAAGCAGGCCGUUAUGUUGACUUUGCUUUGCUGGAACUUAGCCCAGACCAUGAAACUGGCUUCCCUGCAGGCUUGCUCAGCAACUUCAACUUUCCCACUUCGGAGGGUGGAGUCGCUCUGAUUGGUCACCCUGAUGGUGGGGUGAAGAAGAUGGAUCACUGCUUCAUAACUGAAUAUGAGGGUCGUAUAGAAGCUGUACACAAAAAGAUGAAAGAGAAUUUUAAAUACAUGCAGUUGAUAAACAAUAAUUUUCUAAAUUGGGACAAGCAGAGUAUAGUAACAGAUACAAAUAAGCUUACUUAUGACACCUGUUUCUUCGAAGGAGCCUCUGGCUCCCCAGCCUUCAACGAGCACUGUGACGUGGUUGGUAUGCACACAGGAGGCUACUACUACAAGGAUAAGACAGGCAAUCUCCACAGAGCCAUAGAGUUUGCCAUUCCUUUAUCAAUCAUACUUGAGAAUCUCCUCAUCCAGGCGGUCAAGAGGAAAAGAGUUGAUGUGCUGGAAGGAUUCCUGAUCCAUGCGAGGCAAAGUGUGAAGUUGAAUGUCGUGAUGAACAGGGUUGAGGAGAGGUCUCAUAACGCCAGCCUGGUCCAGGCAUUCAAUGAGAUCCUGGUGUCCAACAGUAACACCUCCAAACAGGAAGAGCCGAGGACCUUUUACCAGUUGCUCUUUGAGAAAGUCCCGGGAGUUGAACCCAUGGAUGUGGAUCAAUAAUUAAAAUAAUGACUGUGCUUGACUUCCACACGUGCGCUUGAGUUUCCGCACAUCGUGUCAACAAUAACACCCCUAAAGUUCCUGCUCUUUAAAAUGUGAAUUUCACUGAAUAGUGAUGACAUGUUUUAUCAGUGGGUUCAAGUUUUUAUUAUAGUUUCUUUACACAUUAACACAAUGUGCCGGCAUACUGUAAAAGGUCAUCAGUUCUCUUAACUAGAUCACUUGUUAUUGAAAGUCAAUUUUGAUAUUUUUAUAAUCGCUAAUUAAGCCUCAGCAAUGCAAACAGUUUAUUACUACAGCUGUGUUCAAAAGUUUGCAUACCCUUGGAGAAUUGGUCAUAUCUGUACCAUUUGUAAAGUAAACAUGAGUGAGCAGGC